Molecule: messenger RNA, 3535 nt
Organism: Xenopus laevis (African clawed frog)
Lineage: Eukaryota; Metazoa; Chordata; Amphibia; Anura; Pipidae
Exons: 2
Coding region: 1398-2318 (306 amino acids)
Source: RefSeq, a predicted model, not a curated record
UGUCGCAGCAUUAUAUGUGAAUUUUGUGUUUUUGUUUUAGGCGGCCAUAACAAAUAAAUAUGGCAUGGAUAUUAUAAUUUGCUAAAAUUUUAAUAGUCAUAUGGCGGCCUGCUGGGUAUGAGCAGAGGCUGGCUGGUUUUUCAGAUAUCAAAGUAUGGAUAACUUUUAUUUUGAAAUUACAAUGUAGUGUUCAAAAUGUUAAUAAACAGUGCUGCGGCCAACCCUCCAACCAAAAAAUGUGUUCCUGGUGUCGUGUGCAAUUAUUUUCUAUAUAUGUCAUAGUUAUUAAUGUACAUCAUACCUUGCCCAUGAAAAAUCAACACAUUGACUGCAUUUUUUGUGGGGUAAAAACACAGAAAUAUAUGUUUACCCCCCAAAACCAUAUAUUUUUAAAAAGUACAUAUUCUACCUAAUCUAAAAUGGGUACCUAUGCCUUUCUGCUCCUAACUACUGAGUCGCAAUGCUAUCCCAAAUUGGCAGUUUUGGGGAAAUACCUGAAAAUUGCCUCAAAGCUUUAACUUUCCAGCAUUGUAUCAUGCAUGUAUCAUUACCAGCAUAAAGCAUCCUAAAUUUGAAUGCCAGGGGUCUACUAAACAGUUUUAUGCCCAAUAUGCAUAUAUUUACCAUACUAUGUGGCAUACAGAGACCCCCAAAUCCAAAUAGAGCAUAUGAAUUUUAUAUUAAUACCCCACAAUCAGUGCUGGACCAAGCCAACUAGGCAACCCGACAGGGUUGCCUAGUUGCUCACGUGGCCUAGUUGCUCACGCGUUCCCCUUCUUGCUCACGUGGGUGUGCGCGAUCCCCUCCAUGUGCGCACCCCCCCAAUGCAGCGUUGAAUCUCAUUUGCCACUUAGCUGCCCAGUAUGUCAAGAUCCUGUUGCAAGGUGUAGGAAUAUGCUUAAAAUCAUUAUUCUCAUACUACACCUUUAAAUUCUUACAUUACAGAGUUAAUUGCUUGUAACUGUUUAGUGAUAUUACAGGAUCAAUAUUAUCUGUACAACUUGCAGAAACUGCAUACUGUUACUGAAAAAUGUGUACUUCAGCUGUUGCACUUUAGUUAUUUCUGUAACUUUGACAUCUUACCUCCCCCACCCUAUGUAACUUGUUUGCUUCUUCUAAAUGUAACACAUGCUCUAUUUGUGUGAUUCUGCAAACUGUGCUAAAUCUUUGUCUCUCUGUCCUUUUAUGCUCUUGAAGGGGGAGCUAUAGGGAGCAUGCAAAAGUAUAAGAGCUCAUUCUGUAUGUUAAUAAACAGACUAGCUUUGCAUCAUAUCUUGUGUGGUGUACUGCUUGUCUCCCGGAGAUCUCUGGAUCCUAAGUGAGGAGCUCCAAAGGCGUGGCAGGUGGAACGGCGGUCAAGGACCAAAAACUCUACAGUUUCUGGUGUCGGAAGCGGGAUGCUCAGUUUUCGGGAACCAACCCAUCGCUUUCAAACAGGGGAUCUGGUUCUCGUCCGACGACUACAUCCAAGGAAAGGUGAAACCCCAUACGGACAGCCUACAACGGUCCUGGCCAUCACGCGUACUGCUGUGCUGACUGCAGAAAGCCACCAAUGGAUCCACGCCAGUCGUCUAAAGAAGGCACCCCUUCGCCCAGCCCGAAGCGACGUCGACCUCCCUUGUUGGCCCUAUCCCGUCUUUGCCCCUGGCAAUGGAGGAAGAGUGUGCUUCGUUCUCGCUGGAUCUUUUAUCGGAAUGAGCAUAAUCCUUAUGCUUGUUACAGGCGUGUACAAGUUGAUCGAGAUGUACCAACCAGGGGCAGCUGGCCCUCGCCUCUUCCAACGAGACCUCCAUUCUCAUCUGAUUAACUCUGAUUCCUUUGCAGCAAACUCCCUUAUCCGGAUGCACCUGACUGCCGCAGCAACAUUGAACAUCUCUAAGUGUUGGAUUUGCACUCACUCUCCUACUUCUUCCAAGCAUCUUCCUUAUAUUGCCCAGCCAUUGUCUCUUGAGGACAUUGUUACUAUGCCCAAUGGAACCAUAACUUCAGACCGUUUCAAUAACACACGUACUCGUUUAGAGAUUGCAGGUUUUUCACAACCACCAAUAUUGUGCUACAAUAAGUCAUAUGAGAUAGAGGGAGAAAUCCCUAUUACCGUGUGUGGCACAGGGAGACAACGACACUGUGUUACCCAUAUGAUUGCUACCAACCCAGUUGGUCGCAUAGACUGUUCUAAAGCAUCCUUCAUUUACUCAGUUGACCUUCAACAGGCUCUUAGGCAUGACCAUCCAAAAGAUAGAGAGUCUUUUGUUGAUAAAGGAAAUAAUUCAUUAUUUAAUCAAAUGAUGAAACUUGAUUGUUCUGAUUGUUCGUUUUAACAUGCUUAAGGCUAUAACAUUGUAUAUCUCUCAUGAUUAUCCUUAUACUUUGCCUCCUACUUACUAUUAUGUGUGCGGAAGAUAUGCUUAUCCAUGGUUACCAGUGGCAGCAUCGGGAAUUUGUACUAUAGCUCGCUUAAUUCCUCCCACUUGGUACACCAAUUCUUCUUCCUUACCAAGCUCCCUGCCUUUUUCCCAGCCUCGCCAUAAGCGAGAUGUCAGUCCUGGGUCUGCCCAGUCCUUAUUUGAUAUUCCCUGGAUUAAUAGAUGUUGCUUAAAGAAAGCCUUUAGGUUCAUCAUUGAUUUGUCUAUUCUGCUUGAUAAUAUCACUAAUGAGUUUGAUGAAACCUUCCGUGAAGUGGCCUCCGAAGUUCAGUCUUUAAAAAAGGAGGUUAUGCAACACCGUUUAGUUCUAGAUUAUUUAACCGCCAGUCAAGGAGGUCUUUGUGUUGUUGUCUCCACUGCCUGCUGUAGUUAUAUUCAUGAUUCUUAUGAUGUUGAAAAGGCAGUAUCAGCCCAUCUUGAUAAAGUUACUGAAAUGAAAUCUAAUUUUUUGAAAGAUCACACUGAAACUAACCCUUUUGCAUGGCUUGACCCAUCUACUUGGUUCUCUGGCAUUAGUACUUGGUUAUCUAGUCUUAUCAAAGGUGUUUUCAUUUUUAUUAUGCUACUUAUUGUCAUUCUCAUCUCUGUAUGCUGUUCAGUUAAAUUAAUGUCUUGCCUCUAUCAUAAGUCCAUUUCUUCCUCCAAGAAUUAUACUCCCACACCACAAAAUCAAAAUUUUUCUCUUUUAGUUUUAUAGUUUAUCCCUAUUUGGGAUAAAAGGAGGGAUUGUAGGAAUAUGCUUAAAAUCAUUAUUCUUAUACUUCACCUUUAAAUUCUUACAUUACAGAGUUAAUUGCUUGUAACUGUUUAGUGAUAUUACAGGAUCAAUAUUAUCUGUACAACUUGUAGAAACUGCAUACUGUUACUGAAAAAUGUGUACUUCAGCUGUUGCACUUUAGUUAUUUCUGUAACUUUGACAUCUUACCUCCCCCACCCUAUGUAACUUGUUUGCUUCUUCUAAAUGUAACACAUGCUCUAUUUGUGUGAUUCUGCAAACUGUGCUAAAUGUUUGUCUCUCUGUCCUUUUAUGCUCUUGAAGGGGGAGCUAUAGGGAGCAUGCAAAAGUAUAAGAGCUCAUUCUGUAUGUUAAUAAACAGACUAGCUUUGCAUCA